Messenger RNA from Pieris brassicae (large cabbage white), 1588 nucleotides. It is a transcript of the gene Mpk, whose product is annotated as phosphomevalonate kinase. Gene Ontology annotation, cellular component: cytoplasm. The transcript is spliced from 3 exons. The record is from RefSeq and is a predicted model, not a curated record. Bases 321 to 878 code for a protein of 185 amino acids. Gene Ontology annotation, biological process: cholesterol biosynthetic process; isopentenyl diphosphate biosynthetic process, mevalonate pathway. Gene Ontology annotation, molecular function: phosphomevalonate kinase activity. Lineage: Eukaryota; Metazoa; Arthropoda; Insecta; Lepidoptera; Pieridae.
AAAAAUGGUUAAUAAACCAUGAAAAUAAAUCGUAAAAUUACUUUCUAUUCUCAUAUUUCAAUAAAUAUUUAAUUAGAGUUGAAAAAAGUUUCGCACUUGUCCAGUUCUAACUUGGAAAUUAAUAAUAAACUAUGCGCCGUUACAAAGUUGCAAUUUACAUUAUUAUAUUUUCGUGGUGUCAAGUAUGAUCUAUUCAAAACUUUAGUUAUUAGUAUUUACAUUCAACAUCGAUUGGAGCAAUUGAGGAUGUCCUUUUAUAAGACGGGCGCAGCCUGAGAUGUUUAUUUUUGAAUUGUGAUAUUAACAUCAUUGAAAUUAAUAUGAACCCGACAGUUGUUUUACUAUUCUCUGGUAAAAGAAAAUGCGGUAAAGAUUUUAUAACUGACCAUUUACAAGCCAAAUUAGGUGAUAAAUGUGAACUUAUAAAGAUUUCUUUACCAAUCAAAAGUUUCUGGGCGAAGGAAAUGAAUUUGAAUUUAAAUGAGCUACUGAGUGAUGGUGCAUUAAAGGAAAAUUAUAGACUUGAAAUGAUCAACUGGAGUGAUAAGAUGAGGGAAAAAGAUUAUGGCUGUUUUUGUAAAGAUGCUUGUCAAAAUGCUAAAGGAAACCCAAUAUGGAUAGUGAGUGAUGUCAGACGUGCUACGGACAUACAGUGGUUUAAAGAAAACUAUGGCAAUAAAAUCAAAACUAUUAGGCUUUCUGCUGAUGAGGAUACCAGAAAAGAAAGAGGCUACAAAUUUAAAAGUGGGGUUGAUGAUGUGGAGUCUGAAUGUGGCUUAGAUAAUUAUAGUGGUUGGGACUUAGUUAUUGACAAUGGCAGGGACAGAGAGUCAAUAGAAAAGCAGCUAGAGAAAAUAAUAUCAUUAAUUUCAGUAUAGUUUUAUUUAUAGACAUAAAUACACUUAUUCAGGAUUUUAGGCAAACACAGAUAUUAUAAUAUAAAGCUUACUUAUAAAUGUUAUUAUUAACCAUAUUAAAAGUUAUAUGUAGCAAUCUAAUAACUGUAUAAAUUUUAAUAUGAAAUGCUUUUCUGCUAUAUCUAUUGUAUAAUAGACUCACUAAUUUCAACAUAUUUUUUUCAAUAUACAUCCUACUAAAAUUAGGCAUUAUCUAAUAUUUAAAAUAUAAGUACAACUUAUUUUUGUCAUAAUCUGCUUGAUUUAGCUGCAAUUGAAUAUUAAUGACAUGUCGAUAAUAAUUAUUAUAGCUAAAUAGAUUUCUUAUUGUAGUAAAUUAUCUUAAUCAAUACAAACAAUGGAACAUUAUACUUAGCUUAAAAGAUUGACUGAUUGGCACUUCAGUUGUGCAUGUAGACAAUUUACAUAAUUUAGUUAAGCCUUUUAUAAAAUGAUCAUCAAGUUGCAUAAAAUUAAUAGGUUAUGUGAUUCAUGAUUAGUCUAAUGUUAAAAAAUCCCAAAAUGCAUACCUGAAAAAAUUCACCUAUUUUACUAACUAGGCUAAGCUUCUUAAUAUGAUGUAUUGAGUAUUAUUAUCUUAUAAUCUUUUGGUUUUGCAGGGUAUUAUUUAAUGAUUUAUUAGUCUAUGAGACUGUUUUGGGACAUGUUGAUAAAAAAAUAUACAUAACAUU